AUGGUGCCUGGAGCUGAACGCAAGCUGAGAGAGCACCAGAGGCUUUCGAGCGAGUAUCUGGUUAGGCACACUGCGCCCCCCAGAGGCUUGACCUACGAGCCAGUAGUGACGGACCGUCCGAGCAAGUACGAGGCCGAAUUGGGGCCGCUGCUGAAGAAGACGCCGCCCGACGUGUGCACCACCAACAAGUGCGUGGACUUCGCCGCCGCCGCCGACCUGAACAGCGUCGGCUCGUUCUCCGGGGUGAUCGAGCAAAACUACAGCAGCGCCACCACGCUGGCCGGCCAGACGAUCCCCAUCACGAUAAAAAAUCACAACUCCACAGCGCCAUGUAAGUACGGGACAAUGCCUCACGGAGUGAACCCCACGAUUCAUCAGGGAAUCUUGGGGGUGCAAGAGAUGGGCAGUUCUAGUUCGAACAGUAGUAGUGGGUAUUGCGGUAAAAGUAAGACGUUGCAGCACCAACGAAGGGACGGUAAAAAGUGCGUGAAAAUCGAAACUUUCCAGCCGGAGUUUAGUGGCAAAAGAUCGAACAACACGAUUAGUUACAGCGGCAGUGCGGUGUGA
Molecule: messenger RNA, 567 nt
Organism: Brassicogethes aeneus
Lineage: Eukaryota; Metazoa; Arthropoda; Insecta; Coleoptera; Nitidulidae
Source: the annotation of a GenBank genome assembly